GCAUUGCCUAUCCCUUUAACGGCGACAGUGAGAUAGCUUGGAGCUCGAUUGGCAAUGCCUAAACUUGCUCACCUCAUAAUAAAGCGGAUGGCCAUUGGUCGAGCUUUGGAGCGUAGAGUGAUGAUUGGCUGUGAUCACCGUCUGUUUGUUGUGAGCGGAGAGCGGGAUGUGGGGUCUAGUUGGUCGUCAAGCUGCGGCCUUUUUUAGUCGGCGGUGAGCUGCUGGCUUAUUUAUGUUCAUGUAGUUUAGCCUGGUUGUUAGGUGGCUGCAGUAACAGUGUGGCGUGGCGCCAAGCUUGCCCCGUGUGUCGGGUCGCUUGGCGGCUGCGGCCACUCGGCGGGAAUGUCGGAACCAACUCUUCUCAAUCAGUUCGUGAAGGUAACGGGGAGGCUGCAGGCCGGCUCACCAGUGGUGUGGGAGCAUGAAGCAAAGGCUAUGGGGGUGUUCACUUCCAUCACUCAUGACAAGUGACAUGACUGCACCCAUACCAUGAGGCGAGGUGUCACAGGCAAGCUUCACUGGACAAUGUGGAUCAUAAUGUGUGAGUGCAGCUCUCAGAAGAAAAUCAGAUGGUUCCCCGUUAGGAGACUCUUCGCCCAUCAUUGUCACAGUCUCAGGAUUCCUUACAGGUUUUUAAAGACAGGUCACGUAGCUCCACCCGCUCGAAGUGGUCACCGCUGUGUUGCAGAUAAUUCAAACCUUUAUGUAUUUGGAGGCUACAACCCAGACUAUGAAGAGUCUGGCGGUCCUGAGAAUGAAGCCUACCCACUUUUCCGUGAACUCUGGCGAUAUAACUUUGCCUCUGGUAUUUGGCAGCAAGUUGGUACAGAAGGAUUCAUGCCCAGGGAGCUUGCGUCGAUGUCAGUUGUUUUACAUGGUAAUAAUCUGUUGGUGUUUGGAGGCACUGGCGUCCCCUUUGGCGAGAGCAGUGGGAAUGAUGUACAUGUGUGCAACAUUAACUACAAACGAUGGGCACUGCUUAACUGUCGAGGGGAGAAACCUAAUCCCAUCUAUGGGCAGGCAAUGGUGAUCAUAAAUGGUUACCUGUAUAUAUUUGGUGGAACAACUGGUUAUGUUUACAACACAGACUUGCACCGAUUAGACCUUAGAGCCCGAGAAUGGAUACAACUAAAACCACAUAACCCUCCUAGUGACUUACCAGAAGAAAGGUAUCGACAUGAAAUUGCACACGAUGGACAGAGGAUAUAUAUCCUGGGUGGGGGAACAUCGUGGACAACUUAUCCACUAAAUAAGAUACAUGCCUAUAACUUGGAAACUAAUACAUGGGAGGAGAUACAAACAAAACCACAGGAGCGAACAGGUUUCCCGGCAGCUAGAAGAUGUCAUAGCUGUGUACAAAUAGGACAUGAUGUGUAUGUCUGUGGUGGAUAUAAUGGUGAGGUGAUACUAGGGGACCUGUGGAAGCUCAGUUUACAAACUUUCCAGUGGGUUAAACUGCCUGCAGAAAUGCCUGAGCCAGCUUACUUUCACACUGCAGCAGUCACCCCGGCUGGCUGUAUGUAUGUACAUGGUGGAGUGGUCAACAUUCACGAGAACAAGCGGACUGAUUCGCUGUAUAAAAUCUGGCUAGUGGUGCCCAGCCUGUUUGAACUUUGUUGGGAGAGGUUACUGAAAAGCCUCCCGCAGUUAACACGGUUCUCCACUACACAACUUCUCAAUUUUGGACUCACACAAGGACUUGUGGAGAGACUUAAGUGAUUGCUGGUAAGGGGAUGGAGGGAAACCAUUCUGCAAUAUGGGUGAUGUUGGAGGAAGCUGCUGGAAAGAAUACUCCUCAAGGCCUUAUCUGCCAUAAGUGUUGGAUGCCUGUUAUUUCUAAACAUCCUGUCACUUUUGCAUCAAGUGCCACUGACUGAUCCCAAUUUUCUCUCUUCCUCAACCCUAGGGAACUUGCUUUAAAAUGUUGAUUUUAAACUUGUCCUUGCCCCGUGGUUACUCCAGUUUUCACCCUGCCCCUAAAUGGACUUUGCUUAAAUUCCUAAAAUUUCAGCCCAGUUAUUUAUUAGUUAUUUAUUGGUGAUGGCUGCUUUUCCCUCCUAUGUGCACUGCAUUUUUGCAGAUGUUAUUUUUAAUUCUAAUUUCAAUUGCUGUCAGACCUGCGUAUGUCAAAUAUUUCUGUCUUGUACUUGGAUAUCUACCUUUUCCUUUCCCACCACAAUCUUCACCGUUUUGUUUUUGAUUUGCUUUAAAUCUGUUGUUUUCUGAAUGUUUUGAAUUCUUCCUGCUUUAGUCUUGAAGCAAUUGGCAUCCCUGAAAGGUGCAGUGAUUUAAUGAACACUUGGAAUUUUAAACUCUUGCUCGAAGUUGAGCUGAGCUGCGUCAGGCUUUACCCAAGAAACUCAUUUUAAAAAUGAAGGGAUCAAAAUGUGGAUUUGUUCCUUUUUUAAAUUGCUUAGAUGACCAGAUUUAAUUUUUUUUAAAUCUAAGGUUUUCUUUUCCCUUUUGUAAAAUUUAAUAAAGCAUGAUUGAAUUAAUUGAA
Molecule: messenger RNA, 2500 nt
Organism: Hypanus sabinus (Atlantic stingray)
Lineage: Eukaryota; Metazoa; Chordata; Chondrichthyes; Myliobatiformes; Dasyatidae
Gene: klhdc10
Product: kelch domain containing 10
Exons: 11
Coding region: 490-1719 (409 amino acids)
Biological process (GO): positive regulation of stress-activated MAPK cascade
Molecular function (GO): protein binding
Source: RefSeq, a predicted model, not a curated record